Molecule: messenger RNA, 1835 nt
Organism: Boleophthalmus pectinirostris (great blue-spotted mudskipper)
Lineage: Eukaryota; Metazoa; Chordata; Actinopteri; Gobiiformes; Gobiidae
Gene: cep57l1
Product: centrosomal protein 57, like 1
Exons: 5
Coding region: 16-813 (265 amino acids)
Cellular component (GO): centrosome
Molecular function (GO): microtubule binding
Source: RefSeq, a predicted model, not a curated record
UGAGGAUUUGAGGUAAUGUAUAAUUUCGAACAAAUUCUGUUUCAGCUCCAGAGAGAGUUUGACAGCACUCUUCGAAUGAGCCCAGAGGAGAUGAAAAUCAAGAAAAAAACAAAGAAGAUUAAGAAUAAAGAAAAGAAGGCCUUGAAGCAGAAUGAAAAGAAGUCACCAAUUUGUUUCCUCUCUCAAAAAAUGCCUUUCGUCGCUGGAACGUCGAUCAGCCCCAGUCAUUCAGUCCACGCCAAUGUCCAGAGUGUCCUUCACAUGAUGAAGCACCACCAGCCUCAGCUGCACGAGCGAGUGUCUCUGCUGCACAGGUCUGUGGAUGGAGCCAGAAGGAGUCUACAGAAAGACACAGCUGGCUCUGUGCUCCAAAGACACAGUGAAUCCAGUGAAUCUGAGGAGUCUCUGGGCUCCCUCUCCGACCUGCUCUUAGCUCUUCAGGAUGAGCUGGGACAGAUGAGCUUUGAACACCGGGAAUUAAUACACCAAAUUGACAGUACACAUGACCAUAAGAACAGGCAGGACCUGAAAAAUGAAUUAGAACGACUGGUCACAAAGAUGGAGGAGAAAGGAGCUCAAAUCACCAAACUCCGCAAGCACCAACAGAUGAUUCAUAAAAUGGCUGAGAGCCAAAAGCACACCUCACUUUGUGGAGAGACUCUGAAGGCACCCAUGAUCCACCCUCCAGCUCCGUCUCCUGUUAAACCCACAAAAAGACCCCAAAAACAGCCUAGUAAUAACCUGCAGCUCCUCAGAGAGACCCAGCAGUUUCGCAACUUUCUCAAACAGAGCGACCUCUUCUGGGAGACCUGAAGAGGGCAGUCUAAUCCCAAGGCUCAGCCCUGUCUGUAGACUGCUGCCAACAAGGACCAAUGUCUUGCUUCAUGACAUAAAAUUAAGAUUUCAGUUGUUUUUAUGCUUCAUUUUAAUUCAAUUAUUGGCGUGUUUGUAGCAAGCUGCAAGUUUAAUAUAUUAUGAACUACUGACUGUUAAGAACGCAUAUCUUCUUAGGUCAUGCAACUUUUUUUUUUUUUUUUAUUUAAUGAAGUGUAUUAAUUCCUUUGCCUAAGUAGUUUCAAGAUGUGGAGGAAGACAGUGAUUGUAGGAUCUGAAAUCUGUUGUAGGACUUUUGAAAAUUAUUAUCAUAUUUUGUAGCAGUAAAUAAAUAUAUUAGUCUCCAUGAAAUAUUCAAAAUAAAAGUGCACCCGUCUUUAAAAGUUGUUGACGUGACUAGUUCAUACUGCGACUCCCCACUAGAGGUCAGUGUUCUAUAUGAUAUGCAUAAGCUACUGGUAAUAAUCAGACAAUUAAGAGGCAAAGUUCAAGCUCAGAUAUCCUGUUUUACAACUUGUGGGAAGUGUAACGUCACACUUUUUUGUUUAACGAAUAUUUUCUGAUCAUUUACUGUCACAAAACUUUCAUUUUCCUCUAAAGUGCAUUAUGCAUCACACCUUUAACCUAGAUAAUUAUAUGACAAGACCAAAACAUGCUACACAGGUCUCCAGGAAGAAUAGCUAAGGUCAAUCAAUUAACCUGCCCAGGGACUACAGGUGGAAAUUAGCACUGGUGCUACAACCUGGUACAAUGCAUUUCUCCUAUUAAAGUGAAUGUAUAUUGUGAACUGGCCCUGUCUCCUUAAGUAAAUACUAAUAAUAACUAAAAUAAACUAAACCAAACACUGGUGUAAGCAGUGUGACUCAUGAAACACUAUCACAUGUCUUCAAGACUCUUAACAGUCUAAAUAUGCCCUUUAACAUUGUGACAUCUUUAGUGUUUCUUCUGCGAGUGGCUCCAAGUUGGAGGGGAAAACUGCAAAGAAUAAAGGCCUCAAAGGA